GUUGCUUGUCAAAUGUUGCGAGAGUGUGGAAUAUUCAGGUGACAGAACAUGGAGCACAACGAUGCAGACCAGCCACUUUUGGCAGACGACAGUCAUACCCACAGCGAUGCUCAAUAUGAGUCUUCGGGCGUGUCUGCCGAAGGACUAGGUGGCCUGUUUAUAUGGGCUCUUACCUUUGCUGCAGGAAUAAGUGGUCUGCUUUUCGGUUAUGACACUGGUGUCAUUUCUGCCACUCUUGUCUCUAUCAAGACAGACCUUUCAGGAAAACUUCUGACGACCAUGGACAAGAGUAUCAUUACUUCGUGCACUAGUCUAUUCGCCCUUUUUGCUAGUCCCUUGGCUGGUGUUUAUGCCGAUAGCAUUGGGCGGAAGAAAGUUCUGCUGGUGGCAGAUGUUCUUUUCACGAUUGGUGCACUAUGUCAAGCAUUUACUUCUACUGUUCUUGGCAUGGUUCUUGGACGUAGUCUUGUUGGACUGGCGGUGGGUUCUGCUAGCAUGGUUUCAUCGUUAUAUAUAUCUGAACUUGCGCCAUCGCAUUUGCGGGGAAGACUAGUUACGAUACUAUGUCUCUUCAUCACUGCAGGUCAAGUCGUUGCGUACAUAAUCGGUUGGCUGUUCUCAUCAACCCCUGGAGACUGGCGCUGGAUUGUCGGCCUAGGCGCGAUUCCCGCGAUUUUGCAGCUUAUGACUCUCCUUUUCCUACCGGAAUCACCUCGAUGGCUCGUACAGGCCGGCUACAUUGCUGAAGCGAAGGCGGUCCUGAUCAAGGUUUUUGGUUCAGACUCGCAGGCUGGAUACAAGGCCAGUGCCGUGUUGCGAGCUAUCGAAGAAGACGUCGCUGCUGAAGCAGCCCAACUCAGUCAUAACAAAUCCGACAGUAACUUUCAGCGAGCUUUGCGGACUAUGGCCGAACUUUGCAGCAUUGACGGCAACAGACGCGCGCUCAUCAUUGCUAUGAUGCUGCAGGGUCUUCAGCAGCUGUGUGGUUUCAACAGCUUGAUGUACUUCUCUGCCACGAUUUUUGAGUCUCUCUCGUUCUCUUCUCCAACACUUACAUCCUUGACAGUCGCCGGGACCAACUUUUUGUUUACGUUACUAGCGUUCUCGCUCAUUGACUGUGUAGGUCGUCGACGUAUUCUUUUGUACUCUAUUCCUUUUAUGAUUACUGCGUUGCUUGGAUGUGCCUUGGCCUUCUCACACCUGAGAUGGGUACAUUCAGUGUCCUCACCCAAAGAUGGUCAAUCUCAGCCAUCGUCAAGUGCAUCUUCCAUGUCUGUUGCCAUUCUGAUUUGUCUUACUGUAUACACAGCAGCGUAUGCGUCAGGUAUUGGGAAUGUUCCUUGGCAACAAUCGGAAUUGUUUCCCCUUUCUGUUCGCUCUCUUGGAUCAGCUUUAGCUACGGCUACGAAUUGGGGGUCCAACUUCAUCGUGGGUCUGACUUUCUUGCCUAUGAUGGAGACAUUGACUCCAAGAUGGACAUUUGUCAUUUACGCGUUAGUGUGUGCUCUUGGUUGGAUUAGUGUAUGGUUCAUUUAUCCUGAAAUGAGUGGUAUGAGUCUUGAGGAAGUCAAGGACCUGUUAAGUGAUGGUUGGGGUGUCAGGGAUAGUGUCAGAAGACACGAGUCCCGAGAUACAUGACUUUGUUGCUGUGGUCGUUGUAUAUGGCUUCGAACUUCACUGAAACACAAGCUUCCGAGUCUUCUGAACAUUGAACUUUAGAGUGGCUGUGAUUAAUGCUGCCUUCUAGUUGAUAAUAUCUUUAGAAGCUCUCUGGUCAAUUA
Molecule: messenger RNA, 1781 nt
Organism: Talaromyces stipitatus ATCC 10500
Lineage: Eukaryota; Fungi; Ascomycota; Eurotiomycetes; Eurotiales; Trichocomaceae
Product: MFS myo-inositol transporter, putative
Exons: 4
Coding region: 49-1638 (529 amino acids)
Biological process (GO): transmembrane transport
Cellular component (GO): membrane
Molecular function (GO): myo-inositol:proton symporter activity
Source: RefSeq, a predicted model, not a curated record